AUGUUGCUAAACAAAGGCGAACCAGAAUCACUGGCAGAUUCAGGUGAUGUAAUAUCAGAAGGCAAGCUUGAAUCAAGGUGUACAUCUGCGCUACUUAAACCAGAUGUAAAUUUAUCCAGUGCCAGUUUUACCGUGUGCACUUCUUCUGAAAGUGAAAAUGAAAGUGAUGCAGAGUCUUCAUCAGAGAACAACGAUCACAAUUGGUUGACUUGUGCUGGCGAAUUAUCAUACGUGGUUGAAGAUCUCAAGAGGGCAUCAGAAUUAGUGGAUGAAGUAAAAAGUGAUACUUGUCCUGCGAUAGAAACUUUCUUGACCAAUGCUGAGGAACUAACACAACGAAUUUGUAAGAAUUCCAAUAAAAUCAGGAAAAUGAGCAGCGCUUUGUUGAAGGAAAUGGAAGAAAAAAAGAGAGCUGCAGCGCCAAAUGACGAAGAAAUUGUCGUGUCAGUAUCAAGCCAUGAUCCUGGUGAGAGAUACAAAGUAAAUUCACUCACUGAAAAGAAGUACAUCAUAAAAUUGGGACCACACCAGCCUAAGUUAUCUGUUUUCCCACAGCAUGAAGAUAUCCCCCAACGUCAGCUAGAUUAA
Molecule: messenger RNA, 588 nt
Organism: Paramuricea clavata
Lineage: Eukaryota; Metazoa; Cnidaria; Anthozoa; Malacalcyonacea; Plexauridae
Source: the annotation of a GenBank genome assembly